Camelina sativa (false flax) is the source of this 384-nucleotide messenger RNA. RefSeq lists its product as uncharacterized. Gene Ontology annotation, molecular function: catalytic activity. The record is from RefSeq and is a predicted model, not a curated record. Lineage: Eukaryota; Viridiplantae; Streptophyta; Magnoliopsida; Brassicales; Brassicaceae.
AUGAUUCGAAAUUGUGGAUUACUUGAGUUUCCAUUGAUUGGGGAUAGCCUUUCUUGGCGAGGUUGGCGGGAUAAGAAGCCAAUUAGGUGUAGGCUAGAUAGAGCCUUAGCUAAUGAGAAGUGGCAUGAAUUGUUUAGUAACUCUUUUACGGAGUACCUGCCGAUGGUUGCAUCGGAUCAUAAACCCAUUAUAGCUUCUUUGGAUGAUAAAGUACGUCGCGGCAAGAGUGCUUUUCGUUUUGACAGGCGUUGGUUGGAUAAAGAGGGUCUGCUUGGAGCUAUUGCUUCGGGUUGGGCGUCGGAUUCAGGCUCUGCUUCGGGCAAUGUUUUUGUUCUUGAAGUUCUUGAAGUUCUUGAAGUUCUUGAAGUUCAUGAUAUAUUUUAA